AUCGCUUCGACAUCCCCAGCUGGCCGUGAGCGGGCAUCCUUCCGGCGCUAUAGGCAAAGAAUAUCAACCCCGAUCGCGAUUUUACCUUGGAAAAUCCCUUAUCCUCAUCCAACAUGGCUUCCUCCUCUUCCACUACGCCUCUGUUCUAUUCCUGCAUUGCGCACAAGACCACGAUCCUUGCCGAGUGCACCACCUCUGCUUCCUCUCAAACAUCCUCUCUUGCCUCCUUGAUCCUCCCUAAAAUCGAACACGAGACACCUGAGAAGCGUACCUACACCCAUGGCUCUCAUCAAAUCCAUUACAUUGCCGAAGCCCCCUCUGGCCACUCCGAACACCCCUCUGCUGGUGGGUUGACCUUCUUAGUUAUUGCCGACGCAUCAGUCGGCCGACGUGUGCCCUUUGCGUACCUCGUGGAAGUGCGCGAGAAGUUCUUGGCAGAGUUCCCUCCCUCAAGCAAUGAGUUCUCCGACAUGCCCAACUACGGCGCUGCUGCGUUCAACGGCACGUUGAAGGACCUCAUGGUUCGCUUUGGCGAUAGCGACGAUGCACUCAGCAAUGCGAAGAAGGGUAUUGAAGACGUGCGCGGCGUUAUGACGAAGAACAUUGAAUCACUGCUAGAGCGUGGCGAGAGACUGGAUCUACUUGUUGACAAGACGGAUAGGCUCGGUGGAAGCGCACGAGAAUUUCGCGUACGCAGCCGCGGCUUAAAGAGGCAAAUGUGGUGGAAGAAUGUCAAGCUGAUGGCCCUGCUUGGUUUAGUUUCAUUCUUGAUCAUUAUUGUUAUCAUCAUUGCCGUCAAGAACUAGGCAAAUACGAAAGAAAACGGCAUGGGAGAUUGAGAAUUCAACCAGCAUGAUUGCACACUUUGUAUAUAUUAUUUACGAGCAGACAUGAACCACAGAUCCAAGGCGUUUCGUCAUCCAUCCUCUUUUGGGUAGCAGCUAUAAUACAAGAAUAGGUCAUAAUAUCGUCGUUACAACAUGUUUGAAUUUGAAAAUCGAGAAGACAACAACUCCAUUCGUUUCCUUCGAUAUGAUGUAAGCAUUAACAAUUAAAGCUUUGGCGCGCUGUCGAGUGGUCUCGUGCCGUCUUGAUAGAUAUAGCCGAGGGCGACGGGACUUCUGCCACUGGUCGGCGCCAGGCUUCCUGUAGCCCCUGUAACUGACGAUGGAGCGCGACGAAGCUUGUCUGUGAAAAAUACAGGAUGUACCAUAGAGGCGCUUUGAGGGUAGUGUCUGUCCCAGGCUUGCUGAAGAGUUGACGGUGCUCUUGGUUGUGAUGUCAUUGUGUGUUUUAUGCUGAAGGAAGCUCAGCUCUGAAUGCGUAUUAUCAAAGUCGAACAAAAUAACGCCAAAGACAAAAUUGCCGCCAGAGUGAAUUAUAAAAAUGACUUGCGGUGAAGUUUUCUGCCCAAAUUUGUUUGCAAAAGGUAAACUGUGUCACUGGCGCUGCUUCAAGCUACCCCAUUCACAUGGCCGAGGUCUAAAUGCAGCCCAUUGCCGCUGUUAGUCAGCACAUUUAGCCGUUAUCGACUUACACGGAGUAGUCGU
Messenger RNA from [Torrubiella] hemipterigena, 1550 nucleotides. The record is from the annotation of a GenBank genome assembly. Lineage: Eukaryota; Fungi; Ascomycota; Sordariomycetes; Hypocreales; Clavicipitaceae.